Molecule: messenger RNA, 1444 nt
Organism: Anolis carolinensis (green anole)
Lineage: Eukaryota; Metazoa; Chordata; Lepidosauria; Squamata; Anolidae
Gene: fah
Product: fumarylacetoacetate hydrolase
Exons: 14
Coding region: 114-1370 (418 amino acids)
Biological process (GO): homogentisate catabolic process; L-tyrosine catabolic process; L-phenylalanine catabolic process
Molecular function (GO): fumarylacetoacetase activity
Source: RefSeq, a predicted model, not a curated record
UUAACCGGGAAGGGCGGGUUCGGGCAGAAAGGGCUCGGGUCAGCACACGAGCAGGGCCAAGCAAACCCUUGGCGAGUCUCUUCCCCAGCAGUGGCCUGUAAGAAGAAGGCAGCAUGUCUUUCAUCCCUGUGGAAGAGGUGUCCCACUUCCCCAUCCAGAACUUGCCCUAUGGAGUUUUCUCCACCAAAGAGGAGCCCAGACGCAGAAUCGGAGUCGCAAUUGGUAGCCAAAUCCUGGAUCUCAGUGCUGUCAAACAUCUGCUAAAUGGACCUAUACUUUCCAAGCAUCACCAUGUUUUUGAGCAGCCAACCCUUAACAAUUUCAUGGCACUAGGCUGGGAGGCGUGGAAGGAAGCCAGGGUCUGCCUCCAAAAGCUGCUCUCCGCAAAUGAGCCAACGCUGAGAGAUAAUGCAGAGCUACGUAAAAGAGCCUUCAUACCUCAGGCAUCUGCUGUGAUGCAUCUUCCAGCUGAAAUUGGAGAUUACACAGAUUUCUAUUCCUCCCGGCAACAUGCUACAAACGUUGGGGUGAUGUUCAGAGGAAAGGAGAACGCCUUGAUGCCCAAUUGGCUGCACUUACCAGUUGGGUACCAUGGACGUGCCUCUUCUGUCAUUGUCUCUGGGACGCCCAUCCGGAGGCCAGUGGGGCAAAUGAUACUUGAUGAAGCAAAACCUCCAGUGUUUGGUGCUUCCAGACUUUUGGAUAUUGAGUUGGAAAUGGCUUUCUUUGUAGGUCCUGGAAACAAACUGGGAGAACCCAUCUCCAUCAGUGAAGCUCACAAGCAUAUCUUUGGGAUGGUCCUCAUGAAUGACUGGAGUGCUCGUGACAUUCAGAAGUGGGAAUACGUCCCCUUGGGUCCCUUUCUGGGCAAGAGUUUUGGCACAACUAUCUCUCCCUGGGUGGUAACCAUGGAGGCACUGAUGCCCUUUGUUUUGCCAAAUCCCAUCCAGGAUCCCAAGCCACUGCCCUACCUCUGCGAUGAUCAGCCUUAUACAUUCGACAUCAACCUCUUCGUUGCUAUUAAAGGAGCUGAAAUGAGCAAAGCAGCUAACAUUUGCCACUCAAACUUCAAGCACAUGUAUUGGACCAUGAAACAACAGCUGGUUCACCAUACAAUCAAUGGCUGCAACCUCAGACCAGGAGACCUUCUGGCAUCUGGAACCAUCAGUGGACCAGAUCCCGAGAACUUUGGCUCCAUGCUGGAAUUGUCGUGGAAAGGAACAAAAGCAAUCAACCUUGGGGACGGCCAGACUCGUAAAUUUCUGCAAGAUGGGGAUGAAGUCAUUAUAACAGGUUAUUGCCAGGGGAAAGGUUACCGCAUUGGCUUUGGCGAAUGCUCCGGAAAAGUGCUCCCAGCCAGACCUAUCUAAGGUGCUUCUGCAGCGGAUAAAAAUCUAGUCUUCAGAGGUUUAUAAAUCAAUAAAACGGAUCAUUUUGAAUGUGA